Messenger RNA from Mugil cephalus (flathead mullet), 4659 nucleotides. It is a transcript of the gene edil3a, whose product is annotated as EGF-like repeats and discoidin I-like domains 3a. The coding region runs from base 314 to 1624 and encodes 436 amino acids. NCBI's taxonomy places the organism in Eukaryota, Metazoa, Chordata, Actinopteri, Mugiliformes, Mugilidae. The transcript has 10 exons. Gene Ontology annotation, molecular function: calcium ion binding. The record is from RefSeq and is a predicted model, not a curated record.
CAGUUGUCCGGGAGCACCGAGCGCACACGUCGCUCUCUCCAGUACAUCGCACCACUGCGGUAGGAAGGAGAAGACAGCAGCAGCAGCAGACAGAGGAGUACCCGGCAGGCGCAGCUCACUUGUUCCUGCACCACAUACAGAAAAUCCCAGGUGGCGAGAGUUUAUCGCACAGGAGGACUUUACCUGAGAGGACAUAAAGCAACAGCUCCCAGGGUAGUCCUGCAGCCCAGCGCGAGCCAAGGAAGGAGAACUUUUGGCUAUUAUUUACCACAUCCCCGUAACCUUGGAAGUCAGACCUGCUUGUUGUGAGAGGAUGGGGCUGCUACUCCUUUCCAUCGCCCUGUGCCUGCGCGCCGCUGUCCCACAGCAUGUGAAAGCAGCAGAUGGUGAGGAACCAACUUCAGCAGGGCCCUGUCACCCGAACCCUUGCCACAACAGAGGAACGUGUGAGAUCAGCGAGACCUACAGGGGCGACACCUUCAUUGGUUACGUGUGCAAGUGUCCACCAGGCUUCAGUGGCGUUCACUGCCAACACAAUAUUAACGAAUGCGAGAGGGACCCGUGUAAAAAUGGGGGCAUUUGCACAGAUCUGGUUGCCAACUAUUCCUGCGAUUGCCCAGGGGAGUACAUGGGGAGAAACUGUCAGUACAAAUGCUCCGGACCGCUGGGCAUGGAGGGCGGUAUAAUCUCCAACCAACAGAUAACAGCCUCCUCCACCCACCGCGCUCUCUUCGGCCUGCAGAAGUGGUACCCGUACUUCGCACGCCUCAACAAGAAGGGCCUGGUCAACGCCUGGACGGCUGCCGAGAACGACAGAUGGCCGUGGAUCCAGAUAAACCUGCAGAGGAGAAUGAGGGUCACGGGCCUAAUUACCCAGGGUGCAAAGCGAAUCGGCAGCCCGGAGUACGUCAAGUCCUACAAAGUAGCCUACAGUGACGACGGGAAGAGCUGGAGAACGUACAAAGUCAAGGGCAAAGAUGAGGAUAUGAUUUUCAGAGGAAAUGUCGAUAACAACGCUCCGUCGGCCAACUCCUUCACCCCACCCAUUGAGGCCCAGUUUGUGCGCAUUUACCCCCAGGUCUGCAGGAGGCACUGUACCUUGCGCAUGGAGCUGCUCGGCUGUGAGCUAACAGGCUGUUCUGAACCACUGGGGAUGAAGUCAGGCCACAUCCAGGACUAUCAGAUCACGGCCUCCAGCAUCUUCAGGACGCUCAACAUGGACAUGUUCACUUGGGAGCCAGGGAAGGCUCGUUUGGACAAACAAGGCAAGGUCAACGCCUGGACAGCUGGACACAGCGACCAGUCACAGUGGCUACAGGUGGACCUGCUUGUGCCGACCAAGGUCACGGGUAUCAUCACCCAAGGAGCUAAAGACUUUGGCCAUGUGCAGUUUGUCGGCUCAUACAAAGUUGCCUACAGUAUCGAUGGAGAGCGGUGGAAAGUUUACCAAGAUGAGAAACAGGGGAAGGACAAGGUAUUCCAGGGGAACUUCGACAAUGACACGCACAGAAAGAACGUGAUAGAUCCACCCAUCUACGCUCGACUCGUUCGGAUCCUUCCCUGGUCAUGGUACGGCCGGAUCACCCUGCGCGCGGAAGUACUCGGAUGCACAGAGGAAGAGUGAAGUCCUCUUUCUCUCGCCAUAACCCACGUCCCUCGGCAUACUGGAGCACGUCACGCAGUGCAACAGAAAUAAACUGUGCAACCUGUAAAAAGAAAUCAAUUUCCAAUGGAUUUUUGAAGAAUAAGUGUUUGGCUGUGGUGGGUUUCUGUUCGUUCUUUUGUACAAUGAUUUCAAACCUGCCCCUUGUCCCCCUUUUGUCUUUUUCUUUCCUAUUUAAAAACGUGAUCUCUGUCUUUUUAUUCUUCCCAAGAUUUGCCAUCCUGUUUGGAAUGAACUUCUAAAACACAUAUAUAUAUAUAUAUAUAUAUACACGUAUAUAUAUAUAUAUGUGUGUACACACAUAUAUGGGAGGGGAGGGGUUGAGGGUGGAAGGAAAGGGUUUUCUCACUGUGGUUUUAACUUGUUGCCAUGGAAUCUAUUGUACAGUGUCACUUUUUAACAAAGAUGUGGAAUCUGUCCGUCGUGCUCCAUUGGACAUAAUUAACCAACUUCAUACCAUAACUAAGUACCAAGUAGAGAUGACAUGUUAUCACAUUAUCAGAUAUAUUUUUACUUUGAUUACUACACCUCCUCAAAGCCAUGCUUCUACCCUAAUGGACACUGGCAUUGCUACAUCAAUCAAAAACACUAUUAGUGCUCUUGUAUUAUAUGUAAAAGACUAAGAAAUUGCAUGGUGCGUGAAUUAUACAUGUAUAUUAUGACAAAUCAUUUAAAACCUCCUCCAGCCCUGAGAGCAAAUGGCUUUAAUUUAGGGACCUAUUUUUAUGUGCAUUUUCAAAUAGUUCUGAAACAUUACAGCACACUGCAGAAAGCUUACUAAAGAUGGCCGACGACAUGCGAGACGAUGAACGAGCGCUGGCACUGCUUCACUGACACUGAGGCUCACGGGAUGUUGAAAUGUCUUAACGCCGCUCUCAUAAGGAGAUUCCUUUUUUUAUGAUUUUUUUUUUUAUUUGUAACUAUUUGAUUAUCGACGCAUUUUCUAAGAUAUUUAAAAUUCUUUUUUUAAUAUAUUUAUAGAUUUUUUUAAUUUUAUUUUAUUCAUAAAAUCUACGUUGAAUGUCCUCGUGCCGUCUUCUAAGAGAUCUAAGUUGAAUCAAUUAAUAAAGCUCAGGAUAGAUGUCAUUCAUAAUAGCAAUUUUUUGGCCACCUAUUUAAAGAAAUUCUGUGUCUCAUUAUUUAAAGAAAAGCUCAGAUGAGUGAAGUCGGUUAUUGAUAUCACCCGUAUAUGCAUAAUUUGAAUAUAUCGAAUAUCCCGCUUUCUUUUAAUCCUUUUGAUAUGAUAAAUGAUAGCUUUUAAUUAAUUUCCUUACUUUCAAAAGAGAGCAAAUUAAGAUUACUAAUAUACUAGUAUAUGUUGUUAUCUCAAACCUGCGAUGAUGAUUAACCACGAUAACAGUACGGAACUCUAAGUGAAUAUCUCUAUUUCAAAGGAUUCAGUUUUUCUUAUCAUGUAGUGAUGAAAUGUUAAAGAGCAGCUUUCUGGAUGUUCAAAUGGCUGUAGGGAUAUCCUGAAAAAUUAAAGUAACAGAGGAUAAAGAUGCUGUUAUUCCAGUGAUGUCAAAACAUUUUGUGUAUGCAGUUUUCACUGUAUUAUGGGUCCUGCCGCUGGCUGCAGUUAAUGGUUAAAUAAAUGGAAGUAAACGGGUCCCGAGGUGUCGUAGCAGUGUCAAACUUUACAGGCCAUUCUACGCGGCUUAAAAAUAGGGCCGGAUUACCCCAGCGGGUUCCCCUCGUGACGAGUUAUCCCAGAAGCUCUUGAGUGCUAUAGUAAGACCUAAAAGGAGCCAGGGCCACUUUUAUGCGUCACGUUUCACUUAAGACUUGUCAGCUUUUAGUCCCUUAACAAACCAAUCAUUUCACACUUUUGGAACGAAUUUCAUUUGUUCUGACAUUAAAGCGCAGCACCAGAAAAUAGAACGGGAAAGUGAGUCAUUUACAGGAAAGAACUGUUAAAUUUAUAUGCAUCAACCUUUCCCUGUAGAUUUGAUUGCAUGACAAGACUGGAAACGCAAGAGUGCCACUCUUAUUUUCAAAUUUUUUGUGUUUAACAACUACAAAAAAAAGAAAAAAAAAUAGCAAUUUUAAUACCAUCAUGCAAAAAGAUAAAAAAAGCAAGAAAAGAUCAAAGUCCGAACACUUUGUAGGUGAGUCAUGUUGUGCGCCAGGACAAUUUGACGUCAGAGCGAUUGUUGUUGUAACUGACAAGUACCCAUAUGAAGUCUGAAAACAAAAAAAAAAUGUUAUCUGAAAAACUGGAAUAGUAUUCGGAUUUGGCAAAUGUAAUGUACUACACAGUUUAUGGUGAAGUGCAAUAGCUCCAGUGUGUUACAUGAAAGGAAUAUGUUGGAAAAAGGUGACGUCGCACUGAAAGACGUUCAUGUAGAUUAUCAAUAUGUGGAAAUUGUUAUUGGUGUGAUUCAGUGACUUUCACUCUUUAAGUUCAUGUACAAAGGAUGGGCAUAAAUAGCGUGUUCUUCACUGAUUAUUUGUCUUUUUACACUUUGACUCUUUCAUUCUUUAUUGCCAAAUGGCUAUGUGUUGUCCAGCUUCUGCUCUGAUUGAUCUUUGCAGUUCGUGCGAGCGUCCAUCACAGAGCAGACCUGCUAUACACGGAGCUUUUAGGAAGUCUGCAUGAUGUACGCGUUCGAGCGGUACGGCGUAACAAAAAUGUCCACAGGCACAUCAUGUUCUUGCAUAUCGUGAAGAUCUGAUAUCGUCUUUGCUUUUUUUGCUCACCGUCGGUUGUCUUUGUGCUGUGUGAAACUUUUUUUUUUUUAUCUCACCGAUCCAGAGUGGGAGAAAAGCGGAGGCUCAUCCCGUCUUUGUAUUUCUGCAUCAACUGUUCGAAUAUUAUUUCUCCUAAACCUCCUCAGUGUGAGUGUCGACCACUAUCUAGAAAAUGUACCUGUUAUAAAUACUGGCUGGUUCAAGUCUGCAGAGGAGAGUGAUGAACUGUGUACAGUCAGAAAAGACGUUGCUUCAAGCAAAAUCUCUUUCAGUUUGACAAAUAAAAACAUAUCUGUGAAAAUUGA